Messenger RNA from Cloeon dipterum, 1610 nucleotides. Its product is annotated as rho-related GTP-binding protein RhoA-D-like. The record is from RefSeq and is a predicted model, not a curated record. Gene Ontology annotation, cellular component: cytosol. Gene Ontology annotation, molecular function: GTP binding; GTPase activity; protein kinase binding. The transcript is spliced from 3 exons. NCBI's taxonomy places the organism in Eukaryota, Metazoa, Arthropoda, Insecta, Ephemeroptera, Baetidae. Gene Ontology annotation, biological process: small GTPase-mediated signal transduction. The coding region runs from base 1 to 786 and encodes 261 amino acids.
AUGAUUGUGUGUGUGUGUGUGUGUGUGUGUGUUGUGGGGAUGAAAUCCAGUUUGGUGGCUUGGAUUGCACCACCGUGCCGCAUUUAUCGGAUUAGUGCACUUGGGGGGCUUGGAGGCGGCGCGCAGUGUCUGGCCGACGGCCGAGAGAAGGGCAUGCUGCGUCACAGGGAGGUCCGCAUCAAAAUCCCCCUGCCCAACCUGCAGGGCUGCUGCUUCAACUCGAAUCCCUCAGGAGUGGCGCGCGUGAGGAAAAAACUGGUGAUCGUCGGAGAUGGGGCGUGCGGAAAGACUUGUUUGCUCAUCGUUUUCAGCAAAGACCAGUUCCCUGAGGUCUACGUGCCGACCGUCUUUGAAAACUACGUAGCAGACAUCGAGGUGGAUGACACACAGGUGGAGUUGGCGUUGUGGGACACGGCGGGACAAGAGGACUACGACCGGCUGCGUCCCCUUUCAUACCCGGACACGGACGUGGUUCUCGUGUGCUUCUCGCUCGACUCGCCAGACUCGCUGGAGAACAUCGCGGAAAAGUGGACGCCGGAGGUGAAGCACUUUUGUCCGAGCGUGCCGGUGCUGCUGGUGGGCCUGAAGAAGGACCUGCGCGGCAGGGUGGGCGGCUGCGUGGCCGCCGAGGAGGGCCGCGCCAUGGCCGACAAGGUGCACGCCUACGGCUACCUCGAGUGUUCGGCCAAGAACAAGGACGGCGUGCAGGAGGUCUUCGAGGCGGCCACCAGGGCGGCCCUGCAGACGCCCCGCCGCCGCCGCCCCCUCCGUUGCACCCUCCUCUGACCUGCUACUCACCUCCCUCCCAUUCCAUAACCGACACCUGCAGAUUGGGGGCUUUUCCAACCAUUUGAAUUAAUAUUUGUAAUGCUGAGACUGAAUUAAAAAAACGCAAUUUCUCUUUAAAUUGCCAUGAAAAUUAUUAAAAAAAACACACAAGAAAAUUUCUUUUGGAUAUGUUGAUGCAAAAUUCCAACCUUUUUGCUAAAAAAAUACCUGGCUUGAAUAAAAUUUGGACAAAUCCCACGUUUUUUCCUUAAUUAUAUCCAAUUUUAAAUUCUGGCCUCAGGAAAUUUAAAUUUUUAUUUCUAUUUGGGUCAUCUAGAAUAUUAAAUAAUUUUAAGCAGAUUAAAAAAUAUUUCCGGUCAGAUUAAAAAGAUUGUUUAGAAACACUCUGGUAAUUUUGCAAAAAUUGUAAGAAAAAGUUUUUUAAUUUUAAACCGUACUGUCAAUUUUUAGAACUUUUUCUUACAAUAUUAUUUUUUUAAACAAUAAUUUUCCUGUAAUAUUUGGAAGCCAUGAAUUUUUUUAAAUUUUCCUGUAAACCAGAUUUCCAAUAAAUUAAAAAUAGCACAUUUAAAUUAUAAUUGACUAUAUCUGGCAAUAAAAAAAAUGCCACCUUACAAAAAUACCUGAGCCAAUGUAAAUCACUAAGAUGUUUUAAAAUAUUAAAUCUGUAAAAUUUAUCAGACGCCUUGGCAUAUAAUUUUAAUUUAAAUUGCAACCCCUGCUCUAAUCUGCACGUCGGGAUACUGCGUCUAGAUCAUGCGGACCACAACAGCCAUUUUCAGUUCUUUUUUUUUGGAAAAUAAAAUUAGUGAAUAAACUCA